This is a messenger RNA of Aplysia californica (California sea hare), 1775 nucleotides long. RefSeq names its product COMM domain-containing protein 7. The transcript is spliced from 8 exons. Bases 42 to 647 code for a protein of 201 amino acids. Gene Ontology annotation, molecular function: NF-kappaB binding. Gene Ontology annotation, biological process: tumor necrosis factor-mediated signaling pathway; negative regulation of DNA-templated transcription. The record is from RefSeq and is a predicted model, not a curated record. NCBI's taxonomy places the organism in Eukaryota, Metazoa, Mollusca, Gastropoda, Aplysiida, Aplysiidae.
UUCAUAUUUUUAACAGACUGUAGAUCACAUGAGCGAACAAAAUGGCGGCUACUUUCCAUUUCUCAAAGGAGACACCUCCUGAUUCUAUGUUUAGUGAUUUCCAGUCACUGAACAAAUUCCAGAAUGAGUUAUUUGGCCACCUUGUUGACUAUGCCUUUCAGUUUCUUCUGGAGCCAAGCAAGUCGUCACGGCUCAUGUCCCAGCUGGAAGAUUUUGCUCAAGAAAAUGGCGUCGGGGUCGGAGCUUUGAGAAAUGUCUUCAAAAGUUUAGUUUCUCUGCCAAAUGUGGCACUCAAGAAAAGUUUAAGUCCAUCUCAAGUGCAAGAGGAUCUGAGAAAUUUGGGUCUGUCAGAGGAGAAGGCGCAGAUGGUGUCGGGUCACUUCGAGGCCAACUUGGGCUCCCUGUCGCGUGGAGCCUUGGGCCAGACUCUCAUGGUCAACCAGCUAGUGGACAUUGAAUGGAAGUUUGGAGUCACGGCAUCCAGCAGUGAGUUGGACAAGGUUGGGAACACAUUCCUACAGUUGAAGCUUGUCAUCAAUACUGGCAAUGGAAUGAAGAAUGUGUUCUUGGAACUUACUCUCCCUCAGUUCUACUCCUUCCUUCAUGAAAUGGAAAAAGCGAAGGCAAGCCUGGAGUACUUGGGUUAAUACAUCAUUACAGUCGUGGGAAAAGUGAGCCCUGCAAGAAUUUUUGCUAUCUUGCCCUAAGCCCAUUUGACAUCUGCGUGCCGGUAAAGAUUUCGGACCUUUUCUGAGGGCCGCCUGUCAAGAUUUAGAGUAUGGUUAAGGCAAGACCUGUAUAAGGGACAACAAUCAAGUGUGUUGGACACUUACCUUAUUGAAAACCCUGUGGUUAGUAGUAAUAGAUAAAGUAAGGUAUUGUCAUAUUGUCGUCACAAGAAAUAGACUUUAACUACCUUAAGCUUUAAAAAAGCUUGCCUUUGGGACAGUUUUUAAGUAAUUUACGGAAUUCCCACCUAUUCAUGUGGAAUUUAUGAAAUGAAUGCAGCAGCGGGAUCACUUUCUCAAUAAGACGGAGAUGACAUUGCUUCCAGAAAGUGAGAAACAGACGGCUACAUUGCUUUGAUUCCUGUGACUUUUAUCAGUUUACGCAGUCAGAUUAUUCAUGUCAACUCUAUUUUUAGGAGUCUAUAAAUCUGAAGGGUUUGUGUAAUCGGUGAAAACGCUGAAUGGCGAUGCUCGGAGAACAAUGUGUGAGAGAGGGACUGGGUGUGUAUGAUGAGUGUGCUUACUUAACAAGUUACUGAUAAUGACAGUGCUUUGUGUGUGUGUGUGUGUGUGCUGACAUAACUUGUUGUAUCUGAUAGAGAUAGGGUUGUGUCUGAGUGUUUGUGUGUAUGUUGUAUAAGUGUGUGUGAAAGCUUCGUUCCCUUCAUAAGCUGCCUCUAUUGUGCUCUUUAUGAAUGUGUAUAGCUGAUACCUUCAAGAUGUAAGUAACUGUGAUGGAGUGUGAGUGUGAGAUUUCUUCGUUUGUAUGUUUAAUUUAUUUUCAUGUAUCUGAUUGUUUUGUGAUGAAUUCACUGUGAAAGGGGAGACUGUGAUGUUGAGAUUGAUGGCAUUCUACACAUGUAUUUCUGUGCAAAAUCACUUCAUUUGUCAUAUCUUGUUUAGUGGUUAUUUCAGUGCUGAAAAUGGAGACAAAUGAUAUGUUGUUUUAGUUGAACAAACACGUUUGAGAAAUUUGUUUGGCUUCUUAUGCGAAUAAAUUUGGGCGGACAGGGUUAAGCCUUUUUUUCAUCCAAGCUCUCCAUAAUA